Messenger RNA from Durusdinium trenchii, 1144 nucleotides. NCBI's taxonomy places the organism in Eukaryota, Dinophyceae, Suessiales, Symbiodiniaceae. The record is from the annotation of a GenBank genome assembly.
GCAAACCAGCACGGCAUAGCACGGCUGGCCACCGUGCAGCUUAUGGCGUUUGCUUAUGGCCAGCUUCAACACUGUAUUGCAUCGAACACAGGACGAGGCCACGCAGAAUCUGCUGGGAACUGUUGAUACCCCACUACCGCCACCCCAGCCACCACCCUCAGGCCCAUCGCAGCUUGGUCCGAGCGUGUCAAAUGGAGCACCCAUCCCUCCUGCACUGGAGGUCACAGCUCCCAUCGGCUCGGCUCAGGCCGCAUCAAGGCUGAUGGGAACUGAGACCGAGGACACCAAGCGAUCCCGUGCUGAUGAUGCUCAACGGGAGAAGACUGAGAUGCAAGCCACGUGCUUCCGAAUGGUCUUGAAUGGAGAGAUCGAGUCAGCAGAGAUGGGAAGCGGAGGCCAUGGGCCACUGAUGUGUAUAUUUUCAAUGCAGCAUGGACCAGAUUGGACCGUGGUAUCUGGAGCGUCAGAUGGGAUCACACAACUUGCCUGUGCUUCGGUGCCAACGUCAUCCUUUGUCACCUCUUGGAGGGGUGGUUUGGCCGAGUUUGUGUGGAGCUUUCCUUUGGGAGUGGUCUACAAGUCAACUUCGCCAUUUGGGUGGCCACGCAUCGUGGUGACUGUCUACGGAACAGACCUUUGCAAUCGUCGGGUGGUGAAGGGCUACGGCUCCGUCCAUGUUCCAUGCCAACCUGGAAGGCAUACCCGCACGAUCCGUCUCUACUGCCCUUUGUCUUCCUCGCCCUUGACCAGGCUGUUGGGUGCUUUGUUUGGCAACCCCGCCCAGCUGGUAGAUCCGCGAAUCCUGGCCGGAACAGAUGGACGUGAGGUAAUUCGAGUACAAUCUGGCGGAAAGGUGCGUGUGCACUUUGACGUGAUGCUGAAAGACACCAGUUCUUUCAACUACGCCUUCUGAAACCACUGAUUGUCAGUGGGUGUCACAAUUAGUUGGGGUGAAAGGGCAAGCAGACCUGCCCGCUCGCUUGUGUACCAUAGCAAAAUAAACACGAAAACGAGAACCAAUGCCAGGUGUUGUGUUCCAGGAAUAUCCAAGGUCAAAUCAUGAACCUGGAGGAACAUCUUGAGGGGUUGCUUGGCAGAAGCAGGGAAAAUGACUCGCACUUUCUGGGUUCCCAAAUAAUGAAUC